AGCAACUAAUUGAAAAGAUUUGCAAUUAUGAUCCAAUCACUUCAAAUAGAGUGUACAGCUGAUGCUAUUUUCUGGGCAAAGUGCAUGUUGGAGACAGAAAGAGCUUCUCCAUUCCGGUAGGUAAGCCAUUAAGCAAUUAAUGAGGUCUUCCCCCUCUGCCCUCUCCGCUCCCAUCUCAAUAAAAGACAUAAUUUUUCUGAAGCACCACAGUUACCAAACUUUUCCACUUUUGAGUAUAAGGGAGGGGAGGUGAGUGUCUCCAGAUUGUGAAGUCAGCUUCAGCUGGUAGCAGCCAGAAGAGGUAAGGAGCAGGUCCUUGAAGUGGUGCUGGUUCGGUGUUGGUUGUUACUGACCUGACUGCUGGGUGUUUAAACAACAUGCUCUUUGCGAGGGGUGUGUCACGCUUCUGGGGAAGUGUGGUGGCUUAGAUGUUACAGAAUGUGUAAUGGCAGGCUCUUGUAUGUAUGGAAAUUUUCUGUAUGGUAACAGGCCUGCUAUCACACACCAGCUAGUAUGGGGAGUACCAAGCUGUAAUCCUAUACCCUGACCUUAUAUGCUAGGAUGUUGGCCAAGAGCUGAGAGAAGUUCCUGCUUAUCCAUAGGCAGCUGGUGAAAUGGAAAGUGAGAAACAGCAGCAAAACAAAGCUGUUGGCAUGGGGAUGUAUAAACAGAGUCAGGGCCCUACAUGGGAACGCUCCAGAGAAAGAAGGGAAGUGAGCAAUGUAGCUGUGGGACUGCCACUGGUGAGUGCAGCUGAGCUGCAGUAAUUUCUGGGCUGCACCGCACCACAUAACUCUGAUUUCUUGGGUGGACAAUGCAUCGAAAGUGGCUGGAAAAACUGAAGGCAAAGAUAUGUGAAGAAUUUGUUAGGUAUUUUUGGAUCAGCUUGUUUGCAUCUUGUGCUGUUACAUAAAGGCCAAUGGAAAGUGUGAGUCCUGAUGCACAGUCUGUGUGUGAGGAGGGAUGGAGUGGGAUGUCCAUAUACACCUUCCCACUCAGAUUCCUUCUUUAAUUCGUGCUUCAGUGAGAACUAGGGAGGAAGUACUACUGGUAAUAAAAAGAAAAAAAAAAAAAGCUUUUUAAUCUGCACAGAGCAGGAGCUCUCCUAAUUUCUCCUUUUAGGGUGUGUAGGCACUUAUCUAAACCUAACAAAUGCCUGCCUCCCUUUGGUGAAGGAGCCCCAGACAGCCCUUUCAGCCCAGGAGGGUGCUGGCAGGGCAGGCAGAGCCUGUCUGCGGGUCCGAAGGUCUGAAUCCCUCUGAGGUGGGGGGGAAUACAGCCACCUCAAGCCUGCUGUGCUUCAGUUAUACAUGGGGAUCUCUGCAUCUUUAGGAAGUGUGCUAGCAGAGAAGAGAAAUUGUGAACCUCAUUUUCAGAAGCAGUAAUAGCCAUAUAAACCUAUUCCUGGGCAAUUUGCCUGUAAGUUGGAGGCAGCACGGUCUUGACAGUGCAUUAGCCAGCACGGUUUGUGACUGUCAUUUAUGCCCUGCAAACACUCAGGUGUCUGAGGAGAGCUCAGCCCUCCCCCAUCUUAUCUCCUGUUUGGGGGAGCCCUUCUCCACAUCGCUCCUCGUAGGCUGUCAGAGGCACUCUGGCUUUGUUGUGUGGCCGUGUGCCACCGGCUUGGUGACGCUCCCGGAGCAUCUGUCCCUAAUAGGGCUGACAGCCGCGGGGCCGUAUGUCAUCACUGCCAUAAGCCUUCCCCCCUCUCCCUGGGGGCUGGAGAGCUGCGGGGCAGCGGCAGCAGCGACUCAGGCCGGUGUCUCCCCGCUCUGCAGCCACGGGCUGCUGACCCUGCGGAGGGGCCCCUGCCGGGUGAGUACCGGGGCUGUGGGUUGUGGCUUUGUGCGGUGGCGACGAUGGCCCUGCCUGGGCAGGAGGACUACACGUUUGCCUACCACGACUCAUCGCACCCUGCGUGCCUGCUGGACACGUUCCGGGUGUUCUACUUAGAUGGGCUUUUCACCGACAUCGCGCUUCAGGCUGCCUCGGGGGUCCUGCUGCAUUGCCACAGAGUGGUCCUGGCAGCUUGCAGCAGUUAUUUCAGAGCCAUGUUCACAGCUGAUAUGAAAGAGAAAUCUAAAAACCAGAUCAGGCUUCCCGAGCUCAGCCAUGCCGUGCUGGAAGCCCUCGUGAAUUAUGCGUACACCUCCCAGAUCCAAAUAACAAAGAGAAACGUGCAAAGCCUGCUGCAGGCAGCUGAUCUCCUCCAGUUCGUCUCGGUCAAGAGAGCCUGCGAGCAGUUUCUGGUCAGGCACCUGGAUGCUGACAACUGCCUCGGGAUGCAUGCCUUUGCUGAGCACCACAAUUGCCUGGAACUGGAAAAGGAGUCCCGGAGGAUGUUGCUGUGGCAGUUUGAAGAAGUGUGGAAGCAGGAAGAGUUCCUGGAGGUUAGCAAGGAGAAGCUGGCUUUCAUCCUCUCUAGAGAGAACCUCAAUGUCUGGAAAGAAGAGGCAGCUGUCGGAGCUGUCGUUAGGUGGGUUGCACACAAUGUGGAGGAAAGAAUUGAAGACAUCUAUGAACUGCUGAGCUGCAUCAAACUAGACCUAGAUAAUGCGUAUUUGAGGUCAGCUUUAAGCCUACAAAAAAAAUGCCGACUUAAUGAUAAUAAGAUAAGGUCCCUCGUGUACAGUGCCCUGAACCCCAGUCCCAAAGGCCUUUCCAAAAGACCAACGGCCACCACGUAUGUGGUUGGAGGGUAUUAUUGGCAUCCCUUAUCAGAAGUGCACGUUUGGGAUCCUUUAAGUAACACGUGGCUCCAGGGAGCAGAAAUGCCAGAUCACACCCGAGAGAGCUAUGGAGUUACGAGCUUGGGGCCAGACAUAUAUGUGACAGGAGGCUACAGAACGGAGAGCAUCGAAGCCCUGGAUACCGUGUGGAUAUAUAACAGCGAGCGGGAUGAGUGGGCGGAGGGCUGCCCCAUGCUCGAUGCAAGAUACUACCACUGUGCAGUGUCCCUGAGUGGCUGCAUCUAUGCAUUGGGUGGCUACCGGAAGGGAGCUCCGGUGCAAGAAGCUGAGUUCUAUGAUCCUUUGAAAAAGAAAUGGGUUCCUAUUGCAAACAUGAUCAAAGGUGUUGGGAAUGCCACCGCCUGUGUCCUGCACGAAGUCAUCUAUGUAACCGGCGGUCACUACGGCUACAGGGGAAGCUGCACCUAUGAUAAGAUCCAGAGAUACCAUUCGGGUAGCAAUGAGUGGAGCAUCGUCACCACCAGUCCACAUCCAGAAUAUGGACUGUGUUCAAUCACAUUACAAAACAAGAUCUAUUUUGUGGGUGGACAGACCACGAUCACAGACUGCUAUGACCCAGAGCAGGAUGAGUGGAAGCAGAUGGCUCACAUGUUGGAACGGAGAAUGGAGUGCGGAGCAGUGGUGAUGAAUGGGUGCAUCUAUGUGACAGGAGGAUAUUCCUAUUCCAAAGGAACGUAUCUGCAGAGUAUUGAGAAAUACAACCCUGAACUAAACACGUGGGAAGCAGUAGGUAACCUUCCCAGCGCUAUGCGUUCACAUGGCUGUGUCUGUGUGUAUAAUGUGUAAGUAUUAGAUUUUCAUAGUGCUGACACAGAAAAUGGAUGCAGUAUUCCUAAUGGAACCGAUUACCUCAUGAAUGAGAUAUAUAAUACAGUCUCUUAGGGCACGUUCAUUAAGGAUUGUGCAAUUUGUUUUAAACAAUUCAGAAGGGUAAAUAUGGGAAAAAUAUUUCCAUAUGUUUUCUCUGUCAUGGAAGCUUUCAGAUGACUCUAACGAUACUUUGUGCAGCUGUAUCAGAACUACUGUGAAAAACAGAUUUAUUUUCACCAGUCACCAGGUAGAACUGCAACUUGGUGCUAAGCUGAGCAAAAUCAAAGUACUUUGCCUUUCUGUGGAGUAGUGGACUUAGGAUGAAAUCUUUGAUACGCUGAAGAUAGAUGUAGGAAUGGUUUGUUGCCACAGAUCUGGUGUGUGGGACAUACACAGCGAUAUCACUUGGAGAGCAGGGUGACUGCACCCAGGAACUGUGGGCAGCUGCAGGGCAUCUCUACAUCCACCUUCAGAUGCCAGAGUGGAGAAGAAUACAUGCAGGGACAGGGGAUAGAAAUACCACCUGGUAGCCCAGGUACACAAACAGAAAGUGUAUGCCAGCUUCGUGGAGUUGCAGUGGGAUUUUGGACUGAUUUGUGGCUGUUGUUGAUUGCCGUAUGUAUUUAUUCAUUCAGAAAAAAGCCUUACUAUGAUAACUGUUUUUGAAAUCACAUUUAACAUGUUGUCCUCCUGGAACGGAAGGUGGAGUGGGACCAAGCGGUCCAAAGUUCCUCAGCUGCCGUGGGGCCAUGUUGCGGUCUGACAGAAGCAAUCCUAAUACACAGUGAGGCUGAGUUAGCCCACACGGGCCCUGCAGUCCUGCUUACAGAAUGACAACAGAAACAGCUGCCAGCUGCUGGUACAGGAGGGAGGAACAGUGCAGGGCCGUGACAUGCUGUGGUGGGAACUCUCUGCCUCAGCGCUCUUUUGGAAAGAAGCUUGGGUUUUAUUGGAUUUGUCAGGUAUGAUCCAAGGAGGUGAAUCUUAAGUUCAUUUUAUUUAUAUUUUUCCUAAUCAUAAGCAUUUUCAACGUUUUUGUUGUUGUUAUUUCACAUUUUUUAUUAUUUCUCCCCCGUGUUUGCUGGUAGUAGUUUGCACCUAGCUCUGAGCUUUGAUGUGGAACCCUGUGAUGUGUGAAUAGCUCUUGGUUUGGUGCUGUGUCAGAAGCUCAUGUGCAGGGUUCAGUGUUCUGCUUUGUUAGCUGCCCAGCUAUUGAAGGAUCCAGAUUAAUUUCUUUACAGACUCUAAAGUGUAAAAACAUUUGAGGAAUCAAGCUCUGCCGUUGUUUGAAGUACACAGACCAAGCAAGUUAGCAGAAGAGCUAAAGGCAAUUUGUUUCUCCCGGAAAUCUCCACAGCAGUGUCGUUAACAGUCUGGCGGGGGUGUAAAGGACACCACAACAGCUGAAGGUGAUCUCUGCAGCAAGCAGAACUGCAGGAGCUCAACUUGUGUAUGUGUUCAAGGCAAAGCUCCGUGUUUUCGUCUUGAAAAACACGAGGAUGGGAGCAGCUGCUUGUAGCUGGCCCUGACGUUCUUGGGCCCCAUCUCCCACCCCUCCGAACUGCAGCCCGGUGCGGGGCUAAGACCCAGGCCGAGCGGCAGCGCCUCCCAGCAUCGUUCCGUCAGCUCGCGGACACCACGUGCUUAGCUCUGGGGAAAGCCGGGGCGGCUGUGGGGCUGCAGCACGGCGCUGGGGCCUGGUCCUGCUGCUGCCAGGGAAACCCUCAGGGCUGGGCGCCGGGAGAGCGGCGCUGCCUGGCCACGCACCGCGGUUCUGCCCGUGACUUCAGACAAGCCCUCAGGUCUUAGGGAUUUCUGAACGCGUUAGAGGAAACGGAGUAUAAAAGUUCAAGGACUUUAUCGUUACUGGUGCUACUUUUUUUACAGUAACCCACGCGGCUUGUUAAACGGGCUCCUCAGCCCGUGAUCCCGUUUUAGUGGUGAGCUGAACGCGAGCAGCUAUUGCGCUCCUGGCCCUGUCCGGAGGCGGCGAUCUUUUUACUGUUUUAUUUGCGAACCAGACGGAACGGCACGUAAGCUGAAUCAAUGAACUCAGUACGAUUUAUUAAAGUUAUUAUUCACGUGACACCCGCAUUUGUACCACUGUUAGCAUCUUCGACGCAAACGUAUUUAAGUGCACGCUUGUAAUUUCUAAUCAACGUACCUAUGACGGACGGCAGCGCUCCGGCACGGCGCCAUUUCCGGCCGCGGCCCCGCCCCGGAAGCGGCACCCACGUGAGGGCGGCGGUGGCUGCUGGGCACGCGGCGCAGCCUGCAGCCUCUCGAGCGGCGGAGCUGGGCCGCGUGCGGAGCGGGCCGAGCGGCGCGGCGCGGCGCAGGUGG
Messenger RNA from Numida meleagris (helmeted guineafowl), 5903 nucleotides. RefSeq names its product kelch like family member 23 (gene KLHL23). NCBI's taxonomy places the organism in Eukaryota, Metazoa, Chordata, Aves, Galliformes, Numididae. The transcript is spliced from 3 exons. The record is from RefSeq and is a predicted model, not a curated record. Bases 1860 to 3536 code for a protein of 558 amino acids. Gene Ontology annotation, molecular function: protein binding.